Messenger RNA from Nerophis ophidion (straightnose pipefish), 1407 nucleotides. RefSeq names its product mitochondrial ribosomal protein S5 (gene mrps5). Gene Ontology annotation, biological process: translation. The coding region runs from base 63 to 1277 and encodes 404 amino acids. NCBI's taxonomy places the organism in Eukaryota, Metazoa, Chordata, Actinopteri, Syngnathiformes, Syngnathidae. Gene Ontology annotation, molecular function: RNA binding; structural constituent of ribosome. Gene Ontology annotation, cellular component: ribosome. The record is from RefSeq and is a predicted model, not a curated record. The transcript is spliced from 12 exons.
UUUUAUCAGGCAAAGUUUGGACACCUUGCCGAGGCUGUGCUAGGACCAGUCAGAAAUCUAACAUGGCGGCGGCUCUACGCGUGUGUUGUGCCCUCCGCCUCACAAUCGGAGGUACGAAUCCUCUCCGCACCAUAGGUGGCGCCGUUCAUGGAUCCCAGCUGGCAGGUCGAGUCUCGGCUACUGCUUCCCUGCAGAGAAACGCUGCACCCCCUCUUGUCCCUGCAUGGCAGCAAUGUCGACACGGCAGCUUCUUCAACAAGUUGACAGCUGCUGAGCUGUGGAAAGGCGUGCUGGCCGAUACGGGAGCUGGGAACAAGAAGGGCCGAGGCAAGCGAACCAAACGCAAGCUGAAAAGAGACCUAAACCGAGGCCAGCAAGUGGGAGAAGGUAAGGGAGGCUUCCUGUGGCCCGGUCUUAAUGUGCCAUUGAUGAAAGACGGCACUGUACGGAAGUUGACCCGCAGGAGCGACACCGAGCAGCAGGAAGUGAAAGCUGAACUUUUGCUUCAGCGCGACGAGUGGGAGAAGAGGAGGAAAAUGAAGUUGAAGCGGGAAGGAGGCUGGACGGGGAACUCAUGGGGGGGCAUCAGUCUUGGGCCCCCUGAUCCGGGACCCAAUGGAGAAACCUACGAAGAAUUCGAUUCACGUGUCAUUGAGCUGAAGAAUGUGAGCUGCAUGACGGCGAGAGAUGGCAGGAAAAGGACCAUCAGCUGCCUUGUCGCCGUAGGGAACGGCAAAGGAACCGCAGGUUUUGCAGUGGGGAAGGGGCCAGACAGAAAUACAGCUCUGAGAAAGGCCAAAAAUCGAGCCAUUCACUACUUGUACUACAUAGAACGAUACAAGGACCACACCAUUUUUCACGACAUUGAAUCCAAAUUCAAAAGGUCGACCCUCCGCAUGAAGAAACAGAACGAAGGCUACGGUCUGCACUGCCACCGUGCUAUAAUCACCAUGUCUAAGCUGGUUGGCAUCAAGGACUUGUACUGCAAAGUGGACGGAACGACCAACCUGCUUAACAUGACCAAGGCAUUCUUCGCUGGGCUGACCAGUCAGGAAACCCACCAGAAGUUGGCGGACAAGAAACAGCUCCACGUAGUGGAGUUCCGCCAGGAGCGCGGCCCGCUGCCCAUAGUGGUGGCCAGCCCCAAAAUGGGCGCAAAAGCCGAGCCGGAACCCGAGGACGAGAUCCUCGACACCCGCCUGAACUGGGACGACGUCCGAGCCACGCAGGGGUUCAAACGCUCCAUCUGGGCGGGCGUCAAACGCACUAUUUUGUAGCGUGAUUCCAGAGAACUUAGAAUUUAGUAAUUACAUUCUGGUCAUGUGUUUUGGCGUUGAAAUACAAUUAUGUACAUCAUGUCCUUUUGCAUGUACUCACACAGCUCAUUAAAUCAAAUAAUUCAUCUUA